Molecule: messenger RNA, 1426 nt
Organism: Eucalyptus grandis
Lineage: Eukaryota; Viridiplantae; Streptophyta; Magnoliopsida; Myrtales; Myrtaceae
Exons: 5
Coding region: 219-1055 (278 amino acids)
Source: RefSeq, a predicted model, not a curated record
ACACGCGGCACAGAGAGAGAGAGAGAGAGAUUCAUUUCAGAGAUUCACCAUUACAAACUUCUCCGUCUCUACUUCUUCUUCUUCGUUGGCUUCUUCCGUGUCUCCCACCACUCGCGGAGCUUUCGACGCCGAGAAUUCCAACUUCCAUUCCGUUCGUCUCGCCCCCACCACCGUCGCCAGCGGAACUGACCGGGAUUCUUCAAAUCACGGCUUCGGUCAUGGAGUCCCUCUCCCCGGUGUCCCCUCCCAUCGUCCUCCCUCCGAGCAACUCGCUCCGGCUCCGGCGGCCGCGGCGGCUGGCCGCCUCCCCCGCGGCACACGGCGGCGGCGGCCGCGGCGGCCUCCGUCCCCGCCGCGCCCCGCGCUUCCCCCUCCCGCACCCUCCGGAGCCCUGCCGGAGGAGGUUCGCGGAGUUCUGCUGCGGAUCGCGCGGGAGCGUGGGAGGAGAGGAAGACGACGGGAGCGAUGAGGUGGAGAGGGCGAUGCGGCUGGACGGGAACAUUCCGGGGACUUCCGACGAGUUCGUGAAGAGAGUGUCUUCUCGCGCCUACGACAUGCGCAGGCACCUCCACCAGUCCUUCGAGACCAGCAGCUAUGAUGUAUUGGAGGCAAAUCCAUGGAGAGACACUUCAAAGCCUGUAUAUGUAUUGACUCAUGGUGAAAACCAACUGUGCACGAUGAAGACACGAAGAGAUCGCAGUGAAGUUGAGAAAGAGCUUGGAUUACUGUUCUCCAAAGCUGGAAAAUGGAGUCCCAGUUCUGGAAGUCAGUCUAAGCAGUCAAGGAGUGGGACAAAGUUCCAGAUGCUUGUUGAGGAUAUCCGGGAUGGAGUUCUUGUCUUUGAAGAUGAGACUGAAGCUGCAAAAUAUUGCGACUUAUUGCAGGGAAGAGGUCAAGGUUGUGAAGGUGUUGCGGAGAUAGAGGCCUCAUCGGUGUUUGAUCUAUGCCGUAAGAUGAGGGCUCUUGCAGUUUUGUUUCGUAGGGGAAGAACACCACCUCUACCCCAAAGCCUUGAGCAAAACUUGAGGGCCAGGAAGCGGUCCCUCGAAGACUAAGAAGGCUUGGCUUGAUGCUACAUAUGCUCCAACAUCAUCUGAAAAGAUCACAAAUCAUUGUCUAUUGAAGGAAGUUAUCCAGUGGUUUUAAAGCUAACUGUAUCUACCAGUUUACUGCAACGCUCUUGUAGCGUAUAUUUGGUAAGCAUAGGCUGUUCACCGUCUCCAUUUUCAACGCUCCCACAUGGGUGGCUUGACAAGUUGACAGGAAUAUGUCGGAGAUAUUGACCUCAAUCGCUUUCAAGCAUAGUACACUGUUCAAUGCAAGGGCCAAAAUAACGAACGCCUGAUUGUCUUGAAAGUGUUAAAAUUGUCUAUUAUUUAGUGUGAAAAAUGAAAAUCAGAGAACCGGGGGUUGAUUCUGUGGGCAA